AUGGUUUCAAAAGAAUUGGGUAUUGGGCUAAGGAUCAAUCACUGCACACUUGAAAUGUGGAAGAACUUUGUCCAACACGUCAUCAAAAUAGAAGAGAACUUCUGGAAGGUGGACUUAACCGUCGAUGAUGUGAUGGAUGGCGACAAUAUACAUAAAAUGACGAUCACUGGGGACACGUCCGAUUCAGAUGAUCAAGGAUGUGAAGCCUUAUAA
Molecule: messenger RNA, 213 nt
Organism: Macrosiphum euphorbiae (potato aphid)
Lineage: Eukaryota; Metazoa; Arthropoda; Insecta; Hemiptera; Aphididae
Source: the annotation of a GenBank genome assembly